CGGAGCCGCCCCUCACGCGCCUGCUUCCUCGCGCUCCCUCAUGGCGCGCCCUCGGCGCUGCCGGGCGGUGCGGGCGCUGCUGCGGAGCUGCUACGCGGAGCUGCUGCCGCUGGAAGCCUUGGUCCGGCGCCUGCAGGCGGCCGCUCCCCCGGGAGCCCCGCCUCAGCCUCUGCUGCAAGACGGCGACCCCAAAGACUACCGCGCCUUGGUGGAGCGGUGCCUCGUGGGGCGGGCGGCCGGGGCCAGGGCUCCUCCUCCGCUGCUCACCUUUCAGCAGGUUUCCAGUCAGGAGGAUGUCGUGGCAAGAGUCGUUCAGAGAAUCUGUGAAAAGAAGAAAAAGAAUGUCCUGGCGUUUGGCUACGGACCCUUGAAUGAGAAUAACCGCCAUCUUCCCUGCAUGCCAAAUAUCUGCAGCUACCAGCGUAAUAGCACAACAGAAUCCAUUCGCCAAAGUGUUCUCUGGGAAAUAGUCCUGAGCAGAGUUGGAGAUGAUAUCAUGAUGUACAUACUGGAACACUGUUCUCUCUUCAUGCUUGUGCCUCCCAGUUGCUGUUACCAAAUUUGCGGCCAACCCAUCUACGAACUUGCUUUAAGAAGCGCAAAAACCUCUCCUGAGUUCUUCAGGCAGAGAUAUCCCAGGCCGGCACCCAGCAUCUUAUCUAGCUACCUGCGAGGAAGGCUUCGGCCUUGUGGGAAAUACCUCGCGAAGGCAAACGGGGGGAGAUGGAACUCUAGGAAGCAAAGAUGGCGCAGAUCACAAGAAGCUGUAGGCGGUGACUCCCAGCAGCCUUUGAAGGUUCAGAGAGCUGCCAGGCUGAGCUCUACAGCAAAUGAACUGGUUACAAGGUCCAGUGACUACCUAGAGGACCAGCCAGGCCCCAAACACUGCCUGUGUUUAACAGCACCGCCUCGUAAAAGGAAAUGGGAGGACUGUUAUGAAAUUAGCGCUAAGAGAAAGAAAACCACACAGACGGACGAGGGGCUGGGAGAAGAAACAAGAAACCCAGUUCCCACUGAACGCAAAAAACAAAUAAUUCUGGAUGGUGGGGGGGAUGCAUCUAGAGGGUGUGUAAGGCCAAUUUCAGAGGAACAGGUAGUUUUCGUAAAGCCUGUUGCUCAGAGAAGUGAACUUGGAGCACAAACCUCGGAUUGCACAGCUCCUGAUAAUCCAGAAGUUUUUUCGUGUGGUCCUGCACAAAGUACGGAGAGCAAAACACUGUGUGGAUCUAGUACCAAAACAAAACCUCGCACUUCGGUGCCAAAGGUAGAACCUAGCAUUUUUGAUUAUUGCUCAGUAAAGCUUGUGAACGCCUCUGCUACAGACAGAGGCCUAAGAACAUCCAAACCAGCUCAGGAGUUUUCUGAUAGGAUUUCUGCUCCUGCCGUGCAGAUUGAAAGACGCUCUCUCUUGUAUUCUUGCCGCCAGCUGAAAGAGCGUCUACCUAAAUCAUUUGUGCUGAACCGCUUAAAGGGCUAUCCGGCAGGCGGCUUGCGGCUUGUGGAAGCCAUAUUUUUGAACAGCAAGAUUCCAAAGCAGCCGGGCGAAUCAAGUCUUCCAGGUUACAAUAGGAAAAAGAAGCGACUUCCAAAACGCUACUGGCAGAUGAGAGGCGUCUUCCAGGAACUGUUGCGGAACCACACAAAGUGUCCUUACCUAACAGUGUUAAGAAAUAAUUGUCCCAUUUGGGAGUUGGACAAAAUUGGCCCAGGAAGUUGCGAGCAAAACGUCUGUCGAGAGGGUCAAAGCUUGCCAAAGACAUGGCAGGCGAACGCCACAGAAAAUUGCCCAAGAAGGAUAUCGGGUGUUUUAGGUCCAUUCUCAGGUGCUUCCUGUAGAAGCUUUGAAAAAGCUGAGUUGCAUCAAAAAGGAACUGAAAUGCGAGCUCCCCAAGUCUCCCCCAGUUCUGACGUCACAGUGUUCCUUAAGCAACAUAGCAGCCACUGGCAAGUGUACACUUUUGUGAGGGGCUGUCUGGAGACAGUGGUCCCUGCUGGGCUCUGGGGUUCUAACCAUAACAAAUGCCGCUUCUACAAGAAUGUAAAGCAGUUUAUCUCUCUGGGGAAGUUUUCCACGUUUUCGUUACGGGAGCUGAUGUGGAAAAUGAGAGUCAACGAUUGCGCUUGGCUUCGUCUGACCAAAGAACUCAGGCGUUUUGUUCCUGCCUCCGAACACCGUUUCCGUGAAGAUCUGAUGUCCAAAUUCCUGUACUGGCUGAUGAACUCCUUCGUUGCAGAACUGCUGCGCUCCUUCUUUUAUAUCACGGAGACUAUGUUUCAAAAGAACAUGCUUUUUUACUUCAGAAAGGCUGUUUGGAGGAAGUUGCAGAGGAUUGGCAUUAGAAGUCAUCUGGCCAAAGUGCAGCUUCGUGCCUUAUCAAAGGAGGAGAUUGAAAUUCUGCAGCAGAAAAAGUGUGUCCCCCUGGCAUCGAAACUCCGGUUCAUCCCCAAAGCGAAUGGGCUGCGUCCCGUGGUCAACCUGAAUGAUGUUGUAGGUGCUGAAGCAUUCUGUAGAAAGAGCAGAGACCAAAAGGUUCAGUACUUCAACAAACAACUUAAAAACUUAUUUAGUGUCCUUAGUUAUGAAAGCACCAAGAACCCAAUUUUGCUUGGCUCUUCUGUGUUCGGAAAAGAUGAUACUUACGCAAUAUGGAAGAAGUUUGUUUUGAAGGUUUUAGAGUCAAACUCUGAAAUGCUGAGAUUCUACUUUGUGAAGGCUGAUGUCACGGGAGCUUACGAUACCAUUCCCCAUAAUAAACUGAUAGAAGUAAUUUCACAAGUCCUCGCUCUGGAGAGAGAGACCAGUUACAACAUACGCCGCUAUGCAGUGAUCAUGAGGACCAGAAAUGGACUUAAGAGAAUAUGCUACAGGAGACAUGUAUCUGUUUCCAGUGAGUUUAAGCCUGAUAUGAAACAGUUUCUGUGUCAUCUUCAAGAGAGCACCUCACUGCGGAAUGCAGUAAUAGUUGAGCAGGGUGUCUCUUUGAGGGAAAACAAAUCCAGCCUCUACGAGUUCUUCUUGCAGUUGAUCCACCAUAGCAUUCUGAAAAUUGAGAAGAGGUACUAUGCCCAGCGCUGUGGAAUCCCCCAGGGCUGCACCUUGUCAACCCUGCUAUGCAACCUCUGCUAUGGAGACAUGGAGGACAAGUUGCUGCGUGGUGUGCAGAGAGAUGGGGUGCUGAUGCGAUUGACAGAUGACUUUUUGCUUGCCACGCCUCAUUUGACAGAAGCAAAGGCAUUUUUAAGGACUCUGGCCAUGGGCGUUCCAGAAUAUGGCUUUGUUAUAAACCCAGGAAAGACAGUAGUGAAUUUUCCAGUUGAUAAAGAUAUCCCGGGAUGUUCAGCAUUCAAACAAUUACCAGCUCGCACUGUAAUCCCAUGGUGUGGAUUGUUAAUUGAUACACAGACCCUUGAAGUUUAUUGUGAUUACUCCAGAUACGCCUGCACAUCUAUCAGGUCAAGCCUCUCUUUCAACUCGAGCAACAAAGCCGGUGUCAGCAUGAGAAAUAAACUGCUAGUAGUCCUGCAGCUGAAAUGCCACAGUUUAUUUUUAGAUUUACAGAUCAAUAGCCUCAGGACUGUCUGUAUUAAUAUCUUCAAGAUCCUUCUGCUGCAAGCCUACAGGUUUCAUGCGUGUGCCCUCCUGCUUCCUUUUAACCAACAAGUUAGAAAUAAUCCCAGUUUCUUCCUGGCGAUAAUCUCUGACACUGCCUCAUGUUGCUUCUCUCUACUAAAAGCCAAAAAUGCAGAUAUACCUUUUUCUCCUGCUGGUGGUUCAGCGCCGCUUACAUACAAAGAUGUGCAAUGGCUCUGCUAUCGUGCCUUCAGUGUGAAAUUAGGAAAUCACAGAGUUAUUUACAAAUGUCUUCUUGUACCACUCCAACAAUGUAAGUACCUCUCCGCUUCAUGCCAAGACAUGCAAAUGCUGUUCAUGUCUCUUAAUUUUCCUUUCCAACUAAAAACUGUUAAGUUUAUUCUUGAAGUGACUCUUUAAUUUAGUUUCUGUUAUCAUUAUUCUUGACAAUGCGGGGCUGGGAGUAGGGAAUAACUACGGAUGCUUUUGAGAAAUUAGGAUAUCGAUGGGUAGGAAAAUGCUGGAACGGGUGACUCUCAACUUAGGCGGGCGUUAUGUUCCGGGGAUAGCGCAUAAAUUGUGUAUAGUCAAAACACAUUGGGUUCAACGGCGAGUGGGACUGCCAAAGUCUUUCCUCACCCCCAGCCCCCCGAAAGCCCGUCCCCUUUAAAAAAAAUUUUUAAAUGUGAAGCUGAAUGCACUAAGUUGCGAGUUUUCUGAAGAAGCCUAAUGUCUUCUAAGUCAUUUGAAAUAUUUAUAGACACAAUUAUAGUGCCUUAAAGAUAUGUGGAUUUUAUGAUGUCAAGCUGAUACUGCUCUGAUUGGGGCAUCUUAUCUGUAUAGUCACUGGCAUAGUUCUUGCAAUAAAAGCUAAUCUGUUAUACAUAUUUGAGAUUCUCGAGGGCAUUGAACUACUUUUAAAGAGCCUUGUUGCAGAUUUGAGCCAUAUAAU
Molecule: messenger RNA, 4523 nt
Organism: Podarcis raffonei (Aeolian wall lizard)
Lineage: Eukaryota; Metazoa; Chordata; Lepidosauria; Squamata; Lacertidae
Gene: TERT
Product: telomerase reverse transcriptase
Exons: 15
Coding region: 41-3991 (1316 amino acids)
Biological process (GO): telomere maintenance via telomerase
Cellular component (GO): telomerase catalytic core complex
Molecular function (GO): telomeric repeat DNA binding; telomerase RNA binding
Source: RefSeq, a predicted model, not a curated record